AUGAAGUCCUACCUGAUGCCUCAUGAUGACAUGCCUUUCUGGAUGUUCAGAGGCUCUGCCAGUAGUGUGCACCAAAUUGGAAAGGCUUUGAGAAUGGGUCUCUUAACAUAUUGUGUGGCUGUCCCCUCCCUAGGCACCAGUCUAGCUAAGUCUGAAAAAGCUCAUUACCUAAAGCUGGCUAGCAGGCGAUAUGCUUGGGGGAAUCCCGACCUGCCCACAGAAAGCGCUGUGAGCUGCGCUCUGCUCUCCCUAGCCCUGGAAGUCUCCACUGAGAUCGCAGACUCUCCUGAGACUGAAGAGGAGGAAGAUCAUGUCCUGGUCUUAAAUUUGAGCAAUUUCAGUGAGGUGCUGGCCGCCUAUGACUACCUCUUGGUGGACUUCUAUGCUCCUUGGUGUACUCCCUGUCGAGAUUUGUUACCUGAGUUUGCCAAGGCAGCGGAACAGUUGAAAGCUGAGAGUUCUCAAAUCAGAUUGGCCAAAGUAAAUGCCACUGAAGAGCACCAUCUAGCACGUCAAUUUAAAAUUCGAGUGUUCCCUACUAUCAAGUUAUUUAAGAAUGGAGAUACCUCUUGCCCUAUGGAUUAUACAGAUGGUAGAGAAGCUAAAGAUAUUGUGGAAUGGAUGAAGAAACGAAUCCAACCAUCUCUCAUUAUUCUGGAAGAUGCUGCUGCUGUCCAGUCUUUAGUGGAUUCCAAUGAAGUUUCUGUUAUAGGCAUAUUCAAAGAUGCUCGGUCCGCCAAUGUUGAGAAUUUCACAGCGGCUGCAGAGUGCAUGGAUGACAUCCCAUUUGGAAUCACUUACAGCGAUGACACAUUCUCUAAAUAUCAACUGGAUAAAGAUAGCAUUAUUCUCUUUAAAAAGUUUGAUGAAGGUCGAAACAAUUUUGAUGGAGAGAUUACAAAAAUGAAUGUAAUACAUUUUGUGAACCGCCACCGGCUGCCCUUGGUCAUCGAGUUCAAUGAACAGACUGCCCCAAAGAUUUUUGCAAGUCAGUUGAAAACUCAUUUAUUACUGUUCUUGCCAAAGAGCAGUCCAGACUCUGAGGAUCAAAUUAACAACUUCAAAAAAGCAGCUGAAAAUUUCAGGGAGAUUAUCUUCUUUAUCAUCAUUGAUAGUGAUCGCAAUGAGAACAAGGGUAUCCUUAAUUUCUUUGCCCUGGAGAAAGAAGAUUGCCCAACAUUGCGCCUCAUUAGUAUGGAAACUGAGAUGGUCAAGUACAAGCCUGAGUCAGACGAAUUAACUUCAGAGAAGAUAGAGGAAUUCUGUAAGCAGUUUUUGGAGGGCAAAUUCAACUACCAUCUGGUGAGCCAAGAAAUUCCUGAUGAUUGGGAUAAAGGGCCUGUUAAAGUAUUGGUUGGGAAGAACUUUGAAAAAGUUGCUUUUGAUGAAAAAACUAAUGUUUUUGUGAACUUCUAUGCUCCUUGGUGUACUGAGUGCAAAAAAAUAGCUUCCAUUUGGAAUGAACUGGGAGAAACUUACAAGGAUCAUGAAAAUAUAAUCAUUGCCAAGAUAGAUGCAUCAGUUAAUGAAGUAGAUUCAGUUAUGGUCCACAGUUUCCCCACACUGAUGUACUUCCCUGCAGGUCCUGAUAAAAAAAUCAUUGAAUACCAUGGGAUAAGGACACUAGAAGGUUUUGAAAAAUUUCUUGACAGUGGUGGUCAUGAGGGAGCAAGGGAAGUAAGUCACUUAGAAGUCGUAGAUGAAAAUGAAGAACUAGAGUUAGAAACUGAGACUGAAGAAGACAGUGGUAAAGAGAAAUGA
Dromiciops gliroides (monito del monte) is the source of this 1761-nucleotide messenger RNA. RefSeq names its product protein disulfide-isomerase-like. NCBI's taxonomy places the organism in Eukaryota, Metazoa, Chordata, Mammalia, Microbiotheria, Microbiotheriidae. Gene Ontology annotation, biological process: protein folding; response to endoplasmic reticulum stress. The transcript is spliced from 2 exons. Gene Ontology annotation, molecular function: protein disulfide isomerase activity. Bases 1 to 1761 code for a protein of 586 amino acids. The record is from RefSeq and is a predicted model, not a curated record. Gene Ontology annotation, cellular component: endoplasmic reticulum; external side of plasma membrane.